This is a messenger RNA of Fraxinus pennsylvanica, 483 nucleotides long. NCBI's taxonomy places the organism in Eukaryota, Viridiplantae, Streptophyta, Magnoliopsida, Lamiales, Oleaceae. The record is from the annotation of a GenBank genome assembly.
AUGUCGGUUAGUCUCGUGAGAAGCGUUUUCCUUGGCAGAUUGCAGCUCUGGGAAUUUGUUGGGGAUCUUUCAAAUCCUCUCCUAGUUUUGCCGCUUCAACCAGCUUCAUCAUCAGCUAUUAUCAGCGCUGAUAGAAACAUAGUGUCUGAUUUUCCAAAAUCAAGCAAUCUUCUUGGGAACUGUACCGGCCCGGACAAGAGGCGUGAUGACCAGAAUGCACAUUCUGAUUUUCAGAAGCUUCAAACAUCUUAUGAGGUUCUGAAGGAUGAGAAGACUAGGAAGUUAUUUGAUUAUCUACUUCGGGUGAAAUGGGAAAAGUUUCAAUGCCAAGCACAGCAAAAUUCCAAGCGGCAGAAUAUAAUGUCAGAUCUUGAAAUUGCAGCUCUGGGAAUUUGUUGGGAUCUUUCAAAUCCUCUCCUAGUUUUGCCGCUUCAACCAGUUUCAUCAUCAGCUAUUAUCGGCGCUGAUAGAAACAGUUUCUGA